Molecule: messenger RNA, 831 nt
Organism: Galeopterus variegatus (Sunda flying lemur)
Lineage: Eukaryota; Metazoa; Chordata; Mammalia; Dermoptera; Cynocephalidae
Product: olfactory receptor 49-like
Exons: 3
Coding region: 1-831 (276 amino acids)
Biological process (GO): G protein-coupled receptor signaling pathway
Cellular component (GO): membrane
Molecular function (GO): G protein-coupled receptor activity; olfactory receptor activity
Source: RefSeq, a predicted model, not a curated record
AUGGGGAACUGCACCACCAUCACCGAGUUUGUCCUGCUGGGGCUCUCAGAUGCCUGUGAGCUACAGAUGCUCAUCUUCCUGGGGCUCCUCCUGACCUACCUCUUCACACUGCUGGGGAACCUCCUCAUCGUGGUCAUCACCCUCAUGGACAGGCGCCUCCACACCCCCAUGUACUACUUCCUCCGCAACUUUGCCAUCCUGGAGAUCUGGUUCACCUCAGUCAUCUUCCCCAAGAUGCUGACCAACAUCCUCACAGGAUACAAGACCAUCUCCCGAGCAGGCUGCUUCCUGCAAAAUUUCCUCUAUUUCUUCCUGGGCACCACAGAGUUCUUCCUACUGGCAGUGAUGUCCUUUGACAGGUAUGUGGCCAUAUGUAACCCCUUGCGUUAUGCCACCAUCAUGAGUAAACGGAUCUGUGUCCAGCUAGUGCUCUGUUCAUGGCUGGCAGGAUUCCUUCUCAUCAUCAUUCCAAGUUUCAUCAUAAUUCAACAGCCCUUCUGUGGCCCCAAUAUCAUUAAUCAUUUCUUCUGCAAGGGUGGCCAGGGGGAGGACAAGAGCAAAAUCGUUGCAUUGCUCAACACCAUAGUGACCCCGAUGCUCAACCCCUUCAUCUAUACCCUGAGAAACAAACAGGUGAAGCAGGUGUUUAGAGAGCAACCUCAGCUGGCGACUCUCCUUCUGUCGAUGAACUCGAGUGUCCAGCAGGCAACCUCCACAGUGGCUGUCACUACUGCUAUGGUGACUUGCUGCUUUUGCAGCAGCCAUGGCAUUGCAGUGGCUAUGGUGGACUACCUGUGUGGAAAUAGUGGUUUUAGUGUGCUCUUUACAUGA